Messenger RNA from Aspergillus niger, 414 nucleotides. RefSeq lists its product as hypothetical. Bases 1 to 414 code for a protein of 137 amino acids. The record is from RefSeq and is a predicted model, not a curated record. The transcript has 2 exons. Lineage: Eukaryota; Fungi; Ascomycota; Eurotiomycetes; Eurotiales; Aspergillaceae.
AUGGUCAUCGAUGGCUUACCUUUACUGUGUAAGUUGUCUUUCUAUGUCAUGAAGCGAGGCAUUGACACCAUCUUGGCCGUGGCAGCCUCCGCAACCAACGGUCACUCACCGGCCCGUUCAUCCGCCAAGUGGGCCACUAUGACAGCCCAGAAUCGAAUGACGGCUCAUGUUCGUCUCAAAGGCAACAGAGUGGCACAUCACUGGCCCACUUGGGCACUAUCAGGAUCAACUUCCCUGACAUCUACCCUGCAGUGGGCCGCAUUGGAAGCGGAUCCCUGCAACUACAUGCCAUACUUAUUUCAGAAGUUGAAAUGUCGCGAUGUGUGGAAUUCACUUGACAGGGACACCGGUCAGGGGUCUGCUGUCGCGCUGUUUGCUUGCGGGCAUCGCCUUACUGCUGCUAUGUUCAUUUGA